Molecule: messenger RNA, 1068 nt
Organism: Aspergillus alliaceus
Lineage: Eukaryota; Fungi; Ascomycota; Eurotiomycetes; Eurotiales; Aspergillaceae
Product: NAD(P)-binding protein
Exons: 3
Coding region: 1-1068 (355 amino acids)
Source: RefSeq, a predicted model, not a curated record
AUGUCUCCUUCCGCCCUCCAUAUGCUGGCCUUUAGCCUACGAAAUCCAUACAGCCUCAGUUUUGACCGGGAUGGCCCUUUUCCCGUUUUAUAUCGCCUUUUACGUACCAAAUGUACACCAACCGAAGAGAUUGACGUUACCGGGUUUGAAAACAAGACCAUUUUAAUCACAGGGGUGACUAGUGGCUGUGGUCUUCGAUGCGCCAAAGCUUUUGCCCGUGUGGCUUGCCACCUCAUCGUGACUGCUCGAAAUCGCGAGAAAGGAGAAGAUGCCGUCAGGCAGAUUAUUGAUAGCUUAGAACCCUCACCCUGCGCAGCAAAAGUUGACCUCUUGGAGUUGGAAAUGGCAUCUGAGCGUUCAAUAUCUGCAUUCAAGUACAAGCUUAGCAAGUACGCUAGUCUCGAUGUAGCCAUCUUGAAUGCGGGUGUCUAUCAGCCCGAGUUCACUAUCUGCCCUGAAACAGGACAGGAGGAGACAAUUCAGGUAAACUUCCUGAGCAACUGUGCUAUAGCUCUCUUAGCAAUUCCUUCUUUGCUACGGUCCCAUGACCAGGGUCGUCUUCUCCUCAUAUCCUCUGAAGCAUACGCAUGGGCCAACCCAAAACAGCACACGUUUUCAAUGCUUUUAAAACAGUUAGGAGAUCCAGACGCAUACACUUCCUAUGAGCGGUACCAUAUCAGUAAGUUGCUUGUCGUCCUAUGGGUCCAGCAACUGGCCACUAGGUUGGAUCAGAAUGAACUUCUAGUCGCUUGCGCAUCCCCGGGAUUUUCCCGCAGCUCAUUGUUUAGAUCCUUCAAUUCAAGCAAAAUCGCCCAGUUUCUGGAGGAUAUGGUUUGUCGGUCGCCAGACGAAGGGGCAUCCCAGUAUAUAAUGGCAGCUAAAGGAUUAGACGAUCACACUAAUGGGGCAUUCUUUUCCGAUGGUCGCUUUCGGGAACUGGCAACUGCAGCUAUAUCUGAAGCAGCAACGGGCCUCUGUGACUCUGUGUGGGACGGAGUCUUAGGCAUACUUCCUGUGUGUGUCCAAGCUGUGGCCCAGGAUCUUUUGAUACCAUUCUCAACCCAAUGA